Auanema sp. JU1783 is the source of this 1965-nucleotide messenger RNA. The record is from the annotation of a GenBank genome assembly. NCBI's taxonomy places the organism in Eukaryota, Metazoa, Nematoda, Chromadorea, Rhabditida, Rhabditidae.
AUGGGACUAAAGCCAGUGUACCAUCCAGUGUUGCGAAGCCCUACUGUGAUGGAACAUGAAAACUUUCUGAAAUCUGAAUCCACGAUGUUGCUAAAGAAAGAAGUUACCACUAUCCCAGAGGGUUCACCGAUAUUGGAUGAAUCUAUUGAAAAAAGAGUCACAAUCCCCAAUGGUCGUCCAGCCGGCAACGGUUUCACAACCAACAACAUGGAAAGGGUACCCACUUCGGUUCCCUUACAAGUUGAAAUCAACGGUCUCAGAGAGUCUGGGCUUUCUUCCCCUCUGACACCAGACUUACGUUCCUUAGCGUCUAGUGCGUUACCUACACCUCGUGAACAGAGUUCUAAUAAUUCAACUUGUACUAUUCUCCCUAAGGGUGAUUUAAUACCAGACAGCUCUGAACAGCUAAACUUGAACGGAUCGUCCAGCGUACGGAUGACUUCAAAAAAGGAAGAUGGUGUUCCAUUAUCCAAUGUUCUAAGUGGCAUUCCACUUUCUCGUAAGGAUAUUGAAGUCAGCAAAAGGCGUCAAGUCGCUGACAAAAUAAGCAGGUUUAAAGAUCAGGGGUCCAUUUCAUACUUAGUGCCACAGUGCGAAAGUUUGACUCCUAUCCAACUUGCAAUAAUGACAAGGACAAUGAAAGAUUCUUUACCUAACAAUAUGAGAAAAUAUGUGUUUGGCGAAGAUGAGCCUCCCAAAAAAGUUCUCAAAACGUUACCCUCCAUUGGAGAUGUAGAUGAAAUGACUGAUUUGUCAGACAUGGAAAUGGAAGAACCAGAAAAUAUUCUGCAAUCUUCCGUUCGUUGGGCUCCUGAAAAAGUGAGAUAUGGUGGGGCUGAUGCUCGCUUAGUGGCAGAGCUUGAAGACAGAUAUAGUCAUAUGCAAGAUCUUGUGACCCUGGAAAGAAGUUUACCUCAAACUGAGUUUGAAGCCAAGGAAGAUGAGUGUGCGCGUACGCGUGCUUUAGUGAGCAGAGCACCACGAAAAAUUUUCCAUCACCAAUUCAGUUUGAUGUCAAAUCAGAAAGGGUCUGUUGACUAUUCCCAAAUGCAGCCUUCAACAUCGAAGGAUAGCGAUUGGCAUGACCCGCGAACACAUCCUCGCAUUACUUUGUCUGAAGUUCAUCCCAUUGAGCGAAGGAUGCAAGCGUAUACUACCCUACUCUCGUUGGUUCCCUCAUGCACCAUACGUAAAUCAUUUGAUAGCUCUCCAUGGUUGAACAUGCGUGAAAUCGAGGAGGAAAAACAACGUAAUGGAUGGAGACGUUGUGCUGUUAGAGAACGACGGAGGAUGAGAAUCGAGGAGAGAAAUCAGAAUAAGGGGAAUGAUAGUAGUGAUUAUGAAGAUACUGAUCAGUCUGAUGACGAUUGUAUGCCGAAGGCCCCUCCAUUGCCGAAACCAAAAUAUGAAAGAAAAGAAGACAAGCGAAGACGGCGUGGUAGGCCGCCCAAAGAUCGGGAAGGCAAAGAUCCCCCAAUGGGCCUCACAAAGAUUGGGAGGAGACAUAGUAUGCCAACGAGUGCUCGGCAAUCAAGGCAGUAUGAUAUUGACGAGUACUUACCAGAUUUUGGCACAGCCCAUUUACCUCAAAAAUUUGACUAUAAGGAGAUAGCAAUCCCUAAUUGGCACAACAUUGUCGAUGAAGGUACUGUUGUCGAGAAAGACCCUUCGAGUGAAAAUUGUGAGUUCUGUCAUGUUGAUUUGCUACUCACCAUAGCUCAAAAACAUCACUUCCAAGAGUUCGAGGAGAGGCAACGGUUCAAGAUUGUACAAGCUCAUCGCGACAAAGCUGCCCGAGAUAAGAGAGAGGACCGCGAGCUUUCAGUUGUUGGUUCAGAUCCUCCAUCUGGACAACACACACCUCAGCCAGUAACCAUCCCACCUUUCGAUCCGAAAGCCCCUGUAUUACCUGCACAAAAAGUAUCUUGUGCAAUACCUUACUCCCCCAGACAUUUCUUGGUUUAA